AUGUUCAGCCUGGAAGACUCAGUCUGUGCGGCAAUGCACAGUCGCAAGAAGGCUGGGUCUUUAGAGAUGCUUUCACAGUACAAUGCUGCUGUCUCUCUCGGCUUUGCAGCCUCCAUUUCACCAUCAUCAUCAGAAAUUAACCCUAUGCGGAAAGCAAGCAUCAAAUCCUUUAUGGACUAUCCACACUGCCAAGGCAGAAUAGAGCCUGGUCCUAAGCCCCAUGACUUUGCCAGCAUGGGAGAGUUCAUUGUCUUUCUGGGCGCAGCCGCUCGAGUGAUCCCCACCCCAAAGAUGCGUUGGCGCCCACUGCAGCAGAGUCGUUUUGUUAGUUCCCACUGGCUCACGGUCCAGUCCCAUCUCCUGAGGCCAAGGCUCUUUCCCGAGUCUCCUUCCCCAAUAGAAAACUGCAACUUCAAAGUUAACAUGACUGCCCAAGCACUGACAUCGGAUCAAAAGAAGGACCUAACGGAGAUCGUUAAACGGCUGAUCGCUCCAGGCAAGGGAGUUCUGGUCUUAGAUGAGUCCCUCUGUACUAUGACUAAGCGCUUUUCGUGUAUUGGCAUUGAGAACACCGAAGAAAACAGGCGCUGCUUUCGCCAGCUGUUUGUGACCACUGAUAAUGAAAUAAGCAACUACAUCGGAGGUGUAGUCCUUUCCCAUGAGACAUUCUACCAAAAGUGUGAUGAUGGCCGGCCCUUCCCAGACGUCCUCAAGACCAAGAAUACUGUUGUGGGCAUUAAGGUGGACAGAGGUGUAGUACCCCUGGCAGGAACCAAUAAUGAAACUACCACCCAAGGGCUGGAUGGCCUGGCUGAGCGCUGUGCCCAGUACAAGAAGGACGGAGCUGACUUUGCCAAGUGGCGUUGUGUACUGAAGAUUAGGGAGGAUACACCCUCUCCUCUUGCCAUUUGGGAAAAUGCUAAUGUGCUGGGUCGGUAUGCCAGUGUUUGCCAGCAGAAUGGCCUGGUACCCUUCAUUGUGCCAGACAUCCUCUCUGAAGGAAGCCAUAACCUGAAGCAAUCUCAAUUUAUUGUGGAGAAAGUUUUCGCUUCUGUAUUCAAGGCUCUGAAUGACCAUCAUAUUUUCCUUGAAGGGACUGUGCUUCAACCCAAUAUGGUAAUGCCAGGCUACAACUGUUGCCAGAAAUAUUGCCUCGAGGAGAUCGCAAUAGCAACUAUAACAGCUUUCCGAAAUACUGUGCCCCCUGCAGUACCUGGUGUGGCCCUUAUGUCUGGAGGCCAGAGUGAGGAGGAUUCCACUAUGCUACUCAAUGCACUCAACAAAUGUUCCCUACCCAAGUCAUGGAUCCUGACCUUUUCUUACGGUCAACCUCUACAGAUAUCUGCUGCCAAAAUCUGGGGAGGGAAGGACUGCAAUGUCAAGAUGGCCCAGCAAGAGUACCUCAAACGGGCCAAGGCCCUCAGCCUCGCCAGUGAAGGCAAGUAUUGCCCACCCACUAGUUCAAGGGUGUCACACACCAGUGAGUCACUCUUCAUCUCCGUCUACAUCUCUAACAAUCCCAACAUGAAGCCCUAA
Vombatus ursinus (common wombat) is the source of this 1536-nucleotide messenger RNA. Its product is annotated as fructose-bisphosphate aldolase A-like. Lineage: Eukaryota; Metazoa; Chordata; Mammalia; Diprotodontia; Vombatidae. Gene Ontology annotation, biological process: fructose 1,6-bisphosphate metabolic process; glycolytic process. The record is from RefSeq and is a predicted model, not a curated record. Gene Ontology annotation, molecular function: fructose-bisphosphate aldolase activity. Bases 1 to 1536 code for a protein of 511 amino acids. Gene Ontology annotation, cellular component: cytosol. The transcript has 5 exons.